Arvicola amphibius (Eurasian water vole) is the source of this 670-nucleotide messenger RNA. RefSeq names its product troponin C1, slow skeletal and cardiac type (gene Tnnc1). The record is from RefSeq and is a predicted model, not a curated record. The transcript is spliced from 6 exons. Gene Ontology annotation, cellular component: myosin II complex. Lineage: Eukaryota; Metazoa; Chordata; Mammalia; Rodentia; Cricetidae. Bases 33 to 590 code for a protein of 185 amino acids. Gene Ontology annotation, molecular function: calcium ion binding.
GCAGAUCUGGCUGACUCUCCCCUACCAGGUUCAUGUUGUGCUCUGAACAUCACAUAGGCUUUUCUAGGCAGGGCUUGCACUGCCAGUCUUUGUUUGCAUGUCACCCACUCCCAAGAGCUGUAAAUAAGGUAGAGCAGUUGACAGAAGAACAGAAGAAUGAGUUCAAGGCUGCCUUUGAUAUCUUUGUCCUGGGUGCGGAGGAUGGCUGUAUCAGCACCAAGGAGCUGGGCAAGGUGAUGAGGAUGCUGGGCCAGAACCCCACACCUGAGGAGCUGCAGGAGAUGAUUGACGAGGUGGACGAGGAUGGCAGCGGCACAGUGGACUUCGAUGAGUUCCUUGUAAUGAUGGUUCGGUGCAUGAAGGAUGACAGCAAAGGGAAGUCUGAGGAGGAGCUGUCAGAUCUCUUCCGCAUGUUUGACAAGAAUGCUGACGGCUACAUUGACUUGGACGAACUGAAGAUGAUGCUGCAGGCUACGGGGGAGACCAUCACAGAAGACGACAUUGAAGAGCUCAUGAAGGACGGCGACAAGAACAAUGACGGCCGCAUUGACUAUGACGAGUUCCUGGAAUUCAUGAAGGGUGUGGAGUAGACACUGGCUUUGUUCAGAGUUGCCCAUGCCUGUGCUCCCUCUCCAGACAGAUCCUGUGGUACGGGUGCAACUGGGUUCUC